This is a messenger RNA of Xenopus laevis (African clawed frog), 1116 nucleotides long. RefSeq names its product chloride channel, nucleotide-sensitive, 1A S homeolog (gene clns1a.S). The record is from RefSeq and is a predicted model, not a curated record. The transcript has 7 exons. Gene Ontology annotation, biological process: chloride transport; mRNA cis splicing, via spliceosome; spliceosomal snRNP assembly. Gene Ontology annotation, cellular component: nucleus; cytoskeleton; methylosome. Bases 138 to 797 code for a protein of 219 amino acids. Lineage: Eukaryota; Metazoa; Chordata; Amphibia; Anura; Pipidae.
UGGGGACGUCACUUCCUGUAUUUGAUUGACUGACUCGGUGCGUGGGAGGGAGAUUCAGGUUCCAGCGCAGCGCGGAUCACGUUAUUGCGGAGAGUGGAGUUGUACCACGUGGUCAGGUAUUCUGCACUUUAGAGUCGAUGAAUCUCCUCAGCAGCUUCCCGCCUCCCGCUGAUGGGGUUCGACGUUUGCAGCCAGGGACUGAGGCUGUGGUGGGCGGCAGAGGUCUCGGCCCUGGAACCCUUUAUAUUGCAGAGAGUCGCCUGUCAUGGCUGAACGGUUCCGGCCUUGGUUUCUCAUUAGAAUAUCCAUCAAUCAGUCUCCAUGCAAUCUCCAGGGACACGGCUGCUUAUCCUGAGGAGCAUCUCUACGUCAUGGUGAACUCCAAGCUCGCAGACAAAGAAGACAAGGAAGCUCAUAUGGCUGAUCAGGAGGAAGAAGAGAGUGAGGAUGAUGACGAUGAUGAAGAACCUAUUACAGAAAUACGUUUUGUUCCUGGAGAGAAAUCUGAUUUAGGAGAGAUGUUUUCAGCCAUGUGUGAUUGUCAGGCCCUCCAUCCUGACCCAGAAGACGCAGACUCUGACGAUGACUAUGAAGGAGACGAGUAUGAUGUUGAAGCUCAUGAAGGCCAGGCCACACUGGAGAGGUUAGAAAACAUGUUGUCCAACUCUAUUGGCAACCAGCACACCAUGGCUGGAGUACGGACAGAAGGACCUGCACUAGAGCCUGAAGAUGGAAUGGAUGUAGAAAACACACAAACAGUGGCUGGCCAAUUUGAAGAUGCAGAUGUUGACCACUGACCCAUGACUACAGAAAGGUCUCAUUUCCACAUCAAGACUUGACCGACUUACUGAUAAUUCCAAGUUCAGAUCUGUAAGGACUUGGACUGUGUGAUAUCUGCCAAUAACAGCCCCAGUUCAUUUUUCCUUAGACCAUUUAAAAAAAAUAAUGCUUCAAUUUGUUGUGCUAACGCUUUACUGAUUUACUAGCCAUUUUGUUUGCGUUAAAGGCACUUACAUUCACUGUGGGCAAUUUCACGUGGAUUCAUUAACUUAAGCACUUGGCCGUGAAGUAUUUGUAACCGUUCUUAUUUUGUUAAAAUAAAUCUAGAUUUUUGUA